This is a messenger RNA of Triticum aestivum (bread wheat), 2824 nucleotides long. RefSeq names its product pentatricopeptide repeat-containing protein At5g12100, mitochondrial. The record is from RefSeq and is a predicted model, not a curated record. Lineage: Eukaryota; Viridiplantae; Streptophyta; Magnoliopsida; Poales; Poaceae. The transcript has 7 exons. Gene Ontology annotation, molecular function: protein binding. The coding region runs from base 172 to 2235 and encodes 687 amino acids.
CAUCCCGGCUAAGGGAUCGGGCAUCGGCGGCGGCAGGCGUGUGUGUUCCUCUGUAUCGAGCUGCGCUCGCGAUCCUCUUCUUCCCCUUCCCCAAGUUGUACUCGAAUCAAGUCUGUAAUCGCCAUAGAUCGAAGAGGGAGAACCAGAGAGUGCCUCACAGACGGAGAAGAAAUGUCUCGCUUCCUCCUGCGCCGCUUCCUCUGCUCCUCUUCCUCCACCACUCCCGCAGCUGGCGCAGGUUUCAUCCGCGAGCUCGCCACCCUCCUCGCCGCUGGCCGCUUCUACGCCUCCGUCGACCUGGCGAAAUCACUCCUCCUCUCCUCCCAGCCACCAGCCACCUCCGUCCCCGACCUCUAUCACGCCCUUGUCUCCACCGCUGCCGCCUCCCUAUUCGACCCGCAUCCCCCAUCCUUCCUCUCCGACGCCGCCUCCGCGCUCGUCGUUGCCUCCGCUCGGCUUGGCCUCCCCGACGGCGCACUCCGGCUACUUUCCCUCCUCGCCGACGCCCGCGCAACUCUGCCGUCCCUAUCCUCCUGCAACCUCCUCCUUGAGUCCCUCCUCUCCCUCGGCCGCCACGCCGACGUGCGCCGGGCGUUCGACCUCCUAAAUGCCGCCGGGGCACGCCCCGACACCUUCACAUGGAACAAGGCCAUCCAGGCGUGCGUCGUGGCAGGUGAUGUCGACGAGGCUGUCCGGAUGCUUCGUCGGAUGGAUUGUGAAGGCCACGGCGCCCCAGCGCCCAACGCCUUCUCAUACAAUGUGGUCAUCGCUGGACUGUGGAGAGCAGGAAGGGGUAGUGACGCUGUUGAGGUGUUUGAUGAAAUGGGAGAGAGGGCUGUGUUGCCAAGUCAUAUCACGUACAAUACGAUGAUUGAUGGACACAUCAAGAUAGGGGACUUGGAGGCUGGUUUUAGGCUGCGGGAUCAGAUGUUGCAUCAUGGCCUGAAGCCGAAUAUGAUCACUUACAAUGUGCUGUUGUCAGGGCUGUGCCGUGCUGGCAGGAUAGGCGAGACGGCCACAGUGUUGCAUGAAAUGAUGUCACGAAAGAUGGUUCCGGACUGUUUCACAUAUAGCAUUCUGUUCGAUGGUUAUUCCAGAGUUGGAGACUCGCAGGCAAUGCUUUCCUUGUUUGAGGAGUCUGUGAAGAAGGGUGUGAAGAUUGGGGCUUAUACUUUUAGUAUUUUGCUGAAUGGUCUUUGCAACGAUGGCAAAAUUUCAAAGGCAGAAGAGGUACUGCAGACGUUUGUAAAUGCAGGACAACUCCCAACAAGGGUUAUCUACAACACUCUUAUCAAUGGGUAUUGUCAGAUUGGAGAGCUUGAAGGGGCCUUCUCAACCUUUCAGCAGAUGAAAUCACGCCUUGUUAGUCCAGAUCACAUCACCUAUAAUGCACUAAUAAACGGUUUGGGUAAGGCUGAAAGGAUCACAGAAGCACAUGCUUUGGUCACAGAGAUGGAGAAGAAUGGAGUGAGUCCUAGUGUGGAAACUUUCAAUACGCUUAUUGAUGCAUAUGGAAGGGAUGGGCAGCUUGAAAAAUGUUUCGUUCUACUUUCUGAUAUGCGAGAGAAGGGGCUAAAGCCAAAUGUGGUCUCCUAUGGUUCAAUUGUCAAUACCUUUUGCAAGAAUGGGAAAAUCCCGGAAGCAGUAGCUAUUUUGGAUGAUAUGUUCCAUAAAGAUGUUUUACCAGGUGCACAGGUGUACAAUGCGAUCAUAGAUGCAUAUAUAGACUGUGAUGCCACUGAACAGGCUUUUACUCUAGCUGAAAAGAUGAAGACUAGUGGGGUACCUCCAAGUAUAGUUACAUGCAAUUUGCUGAUAAAAGGCCUUUGCAAGCAGUCUCGGAUAUCUGAAGCAGAGGAACUAAUUCACAGCUUAAGAAAUCAUGGAUUAACUCCUGAUGUUGUCGGCUAUAAUACUCUAAUAUCAGCAUGCUGCUACAGGAGCAACACUGAUAGAGCUUUGGAGCUUCAGAAAGAAAUGUGCAAGUGUGGCAUCAAACCUUCAUCGAGAACAUAUUGUAUUCUUCUGAGUGCAUUGGGUGGUGCAAGAAGAAUACAUGAGAUGGAAAAUCUGUAUAAAGAAAUGUUGGACAAGGAUGUUGUUCCUUGCAGUCGCAUUUAUGAUAUCAUGGUUGAGGCCUAUGUGAAAUGUGGGGAUGAAUCUAAGGUAGAAGCUCUGAGGAAGGAUUUCUCGGAAAAGGGGAUAUCAAUUGAUUAUGACACAUCCGUGACUUAGUUGAAUCUUCAGAAUGAAUAGCCAUUGAUUACACAUACAACGUCAACAGGCUGUUGCAGUUUCUCCGACUGCGAAAUCAUUAGCUGCCUAUCCCAGGUCUCCUUUCCAACUGAGAACUCCGAAGAUUGUGAAUGCUCCGAAUGGGGAGGUAAAAUCACCACCAGAUGUAACCCCCAUCUCACUGAAUCUCAAAGAACUUGAGGCUGAGGAGAAGCCUCAAAAAUCACUUAACGAGAAGCAACAGGAAAACCAAGACCUGCUAAUCAAGUGUGUAUCACAAGAUUUGGGAUUCUCCAGUGGUAGGGCUAUUGCAGCUUGCGUUAUAUACAGGUGUCUUCUGCACUGGAGAUCAUUUGAAGUUGAAAGAACUGGUGUUUUUGACCGUGUUAUUCAAACGAUAGGCUCUGCUAUAGAGGUAGGUCCAGGACAAUAACGACAAGUUAGCGUAUUGGCUCUCCUAUUCAUCCACAUUACUCCUACUUCUACAACGGACACUGAAAACAACUGGAGCAGCUGGACUCACUCCUCAGAGGCGAAGGUCAACUGCUACAUCUUUUGGGAGGUUUUUUUCGGGAAUUCGAGCUUCACC